Saccharomycopsis crataegensis is the source of this 447-nucleotide messenger RNA. It is a transcript of the gene CBP4, whose product is annotated as Cbp4p. The record is from RefSeq and is a predicted model, not a curated record. NCBI's taxonomy places the organism in Eukaryota, Fungi, Ascomycota, Saccharomycetes, Ascoideales, Saccharomycopsidaceae. The coding region runs from base 1 to 447 and encodes 148 amino acids. Gene Ontology annotation, biological process: mitochondrial respiratory chain complex III assembly. The transcript has a single exon. Gene Ontology annotation, cellular component: mitochondrial membrane.
AUGUCGGAAACACCACUUUGGAUGAGAUGGGCCAAGGUCAACCUUGUUGGUGCCGCUAUUGUUGGUUUCGGGGUACUUUGUUUCAAGUAUACCACUCCGUCCGAUGAACAACUUAUCAGUAGAAUGUCCCCAGAAGUUAGAUCACAAUACGAAAGGGAAAAAUCACUUAGAAGAAAAGAGCAGGAGGAACUUAUCAGAAUUGUGAAGCAGACGUCAGCCUCUAAUGACCCAAUUUGGAUGACUGGGCCAAUCAAAUCACCUUUAGAACACAGGGCCUUCCAGUUGAAGGAUAAGGAAAAGAGAGAGCGUGAUGUGGCUGCCGAAGAGCAGCAAAAGGAAUUGGCAGAUAUCAAGAAACAGAUAGAUGAGGCUCAGCAGACAGCCCGUUUGGAAAAUGAAAAAGCUAUGGCUUCUAGUGGUAAAGGCUGGCUUGGUUGGGGGAAGUAA